UUUAUUAGACACAAUGUCCGACGACGAGCAGCACAACGUCCAGUUCGAGGGUACCUCCUCCGGAGCCUCGUUGACCUUCCCCAUGCAGUGCUCUGCCCUUCGCAAGAACGGUCACGUUGUUAUCAAGGGUCGUCCCUGCAAGAUUGUCGACAUGUCGACCUCAAAGACUGGCAAGCACGGUCACGCCAAGGUCCACUUGGUUGCCAUCGAUAUCUUCACUGGCAAGAAGCUCGAGGAUCUUUCUCCCUCCACCCACAACAUGGAUGUCCCCAACAUCAAGCGUACUGAGUACACUCUCGUCAACAUCGACGAUGGUUUCUUGAACCUUUUGGACGCUGAUUCCAACCAGAAGGACGAUGUUAAAGUUCCAGAGGGUGAACUCGGUGAGAGGAUUGAGGCUGACUUUGAAGCUGGCAAGGACGUAAGUCAAGUUUUUUAAUACCCUUUAUCAUCCCAAAUCGAACAUUCGCUAUUCUCUUUUAAUUCCUCAAUUGACUUUUUUUUAACUUGUUUGGACUUGAUCUUUAACCAAUAUACAUAUAUAUUUUUUUCUGCUUGCUUAUUAGCUCCUUGUCACUGUUGUUGCUGCGAUGGGUGAGGAGGCUGCCGUCUCUGUCAAGGAAGCUCCUAAGGCCUAAUUAAAUUUUUGGCAGUAGUCCUUUUGAAGUGCAUUU
This is a messenger RNA of Lobosporangium transversale, 674 nucleotides long. Its product is annotated as eukaryotic translation initiation factor 5A-2. Gene Ontology annotation, molecular function: ribosome binding; RNA binding; translation elongation factor activity. Gene Ontology annotation, biological process: positive regulation of translational elongation; positive regulation of translational termination. The record is from RefSeq and is a predicted model, not a curated record. Lineage: Eukaryota; Fungi; Mortierellomycota; Mortierellomycetes; Mortierellales; Mortierellaceae. The coding region runs from base 14 to 439 and encodes 141 amino acids. The transcript has a single exon.